Bursaphelenchus xylophilus (pine wood nematode) is the source of this 1884-nucleotide messenger RNA. The record is from the annotation of a GenBank genome assembly. NCBI's taxonomy places the organism in Eukaryota, Metazoa, Nematoda, Chromadorea, Rhabditida, Aphelenchoididae.
AUGCCCUGGAGAUAUGCGGUCUUAAUUAUAACCGCCAACUUUUACUUUGUUUGUGCGUGGGAUGCUCUGAAGAUUGGGAUAAUCAACGAUCAUCCCAAUUUGUCCCCGAUUUUUGAGGUAAAUUUUGUGUUGAACUACUUUAGUCAGGUAAUUUUUGAUUAGAGAGAUCUUUUGAGUGCAAUUCAAUGGAUCGAAUCAACAAUUCUGGUCCAAAACGCUUCGAAUCCCUUCAACAUCACCUGGAUAGACGUUUCAAAAUGUGCAAAGACCAGUGUCUCGCAGGGUUCCAAACUUAUUUAUUCAAAUGGAAUCAGAAUAAAAAGUUUGGAGAGGUUAUUGGACAGCUCCAGCUUUAAUUUGAUCCUCAAAGAUGGCCCAAAAGAAUGUCAAGAGGAUCCAUUUUUGCUGGCUGCAGCUGCACCUUGUCUACAACGGGGAAAUGAAAGGCAACUUUUUAAAACUUAUACUAUCACACUUUGUAUUAGCAUUUUCAUAAAGUGCAUGGACUUUUGCACUGUGCAUAUCGCUUUCUUCGCGCGACACGAUCCUUUUCAAAACAUUUUUGCACGGUGCAAUUGUCUCAAGUUUCGCGGCGGCGCAAUGGAAAAAAGCUUGUGUCGCAGCAAUUUUGUUUGAGAAAUCAAAUUGCACUGUGCAGUCGACCUUUUUCUUGCACAGUGCGGCGAGCGACGAAAAGUCCAUGCACUUUAUAAAAAUGCUAAUAUAACCAAAUCAAAUGACCUUAUUUUAGACCCAGACUUGGAAUUAUGGUAGUUUGCACCAAUUCCCGGGCUUGGCAUGGAUUUUCCUCCGGAGUGGAUCUCUUUAAACACGAGAUUCUCCACAGUCUUGGAUUCGGAAUGCUAAAUCCAGACCUUUCGUAUAAACGGUCACCAAAAUCUGAAGUCCAAUCUCAUCAAAUUGGACCCAAUAAAUAUCGAAAACAAGAUAUUCAUUACUUAGAUUUUGCUUCGACAGCCGUCAGAUUCGCGAGAACUCACUUUAAUUGUCCUCGAAUUACCGGGAUCAACGCGGAAAACGAGGAAAAAAUUCAUUUGGACGAAUAUAUUUUUGGGGUAGGUUACUGUAACUUUUGUCUUACUGUAUUUUUGAGCUAACAGUUCUCUUUAGAACGAACUGAUGACUCCCAUUUUGUCAAAAGGACCCAAUUAUUUCACGCACAUCAGCGCCUUAAUAUUGGAAAACACUUUUAUUGGAGAUAUGUAAGGAAUACCGCAUCCCUUAUCCAUUAAUUUACUAUUCAGCCCUUGGUAUAAGACCAAUAGAGAUACUGUUGAGAAAGAAAGUCGAAAAUAUUGGUAUGGCCGAAAUGCCGGCUGCGAUUUCUUCAGCCAAAGUUGUUAUGAAUAUGCCCGCAGGCGGUCGAGAUUUUCCUUUCCUUUGUGAGUCCUACCUUCUUCCUUAUCUUUACAUAUCCUGUCCUCUGUUAUAACAUAAUCUAGGACAAUUUUUGGACCAAUUUUAGUUCGGCCUUUCCUUUUUGUUCGGAGAAUGACUUAAGGAGUACUGUAAGCGGUCACAAAGGUAAGUUAUGUAUGGGAAAUGGGACCCAUGGCGUCCGAAUCAACGCGUUCUGUCAUAUACAGCCAAUCUCCGGACCGGAAAAAGAUGUAAGCGUACAUUAACAUCAGUUAACAUAUUAUUUUAGGCAAUAUCUCUGAAUGAAAUGUUUCCAUUAACCUUUAAGUCGCGUUCGUUAGCUUUUGGAUCUGUAAAUGGCUAUCGGAGUUGUCCUAUGAUAUCAGUAAGUACUCUAUGUAUCAAUAAAUAUCUUUAUUUACAUUCCUAAUCUUCAACUUUCAGCAAGUUAUGGAAGCCAACAUGUACAACAUACCCGAGAAUGCGAUUCCCAUCCCUUGUUAG